This is a messenger RNA of Bufo gargarizans (Asiatic toad), 1577 nucleotides long. RefSeq names its product histidine triad nucleotide binding protein 3 (gene HINT3). Gene Ontology annotation, molecular function: catalytic activity. The transcript is spliced from 5 exons. The coding region runs from base 71 to 538 and encodes 155 amino acids. Lineage: Eukaryota; Metazoa; Chordata; Amphibia; Anura; Bufonidae. The record is from RefSeq and is a predicted model, not a curated record.
AGGCACUGGGUGGAGCGGCCGUGUGUGAGGGAGGGGGGCCCCGCUGCUGUCACUGUGCAGUGAGGAGGAGAUGUCUGCGGAGGGCGAGGAGCAGGGGUCGGGCGGCUAUGACAGCUCGUGUAUCUUCUGCAGGAUUUCCAACAACCCGGAGAGCGGCUCUGAGCUGCUGCACUCUGACGAGGAGCUGGCCUGCUUUAAAGACAUCAGACCUGGAGCACCUUAUCACUACUUGGUGGUCCCCAAGAAACAUGUUGGAAACUGCAAGACCUUGACAAGCGACCAUCUGCAGCUAGUACAAAACAUGGUGGAAGUGGGGAAGACUGUGCUCCAGAAAAACAGUGUGACUGACUUGGAGGAUAUAAGGUUGGGUUUCCACUGGCCUCCUUUCUGCUCGAUAUCCCAUCUACAUCUCCACGUUAUGGCUCCAGCCAGUCAGCUGGGAUUUCUCUCUCGAAUGAUUUACAGAGUGAAUUCAUACUGGUUUAUCACGGCUGAUCAGCUUAUCGAGCGCCUUCAGGCAAAUCUACUUGCAAGUUGAAAUUCAAGCACCCUGUUAUUCUCCAAUUUCAUUCCGGCUGACUGGGCCAAGUGGUACCAGUCCAUGAAAAGAUAGAUGGGUUGAAUGAUCUAUUAUUAAAGAAUGCGACAUAUUUAUUGUUUGAUUGAUAUUCUGGUUGUGAAGUGAUAGAAAGCAGUGUUACCUCUCAUAGUACAUUUAAGUUAUUAGGAAGUAAUUGAAGAAAUUCCAGUGGCCUAUAAUAGGCUGCAAGCUGUGGCAUGGGGCCUGUGAGGUCCUCGAUGUAGUUGUAGAAUAUAAUAAUUUAGAGGUUUAAACUCUAGUAUCAUCUCCCUCUAAGUCCUAUUCAUAUGCCCUGUUAGGGGGGUAUGAAUAUAACACAGCGGAAGCUGUCUCUCUCUCCUAUCAUGUCCAGGGAUUACAUGGAUGGUCCACUAAUAUCUCUGUGGAAUCCUGCAUUUCUCCAGCAGCAUUGCUGCCAUGGGUGAUUGCAGCCCUUAUUUCAUGGGCACGAGGGUUUCACUGUAGUUCUGAUGCCAUGUCCGUUCUAGGCCAGAAGUAGAGCCGUACAAGGAAUAAUCAGAUAGUUGCUCAAUUCAUCUGGAUUAUUGUGGUGCAUGGUGAAUGUACCAAAUAUCAUUAUGAGCAUACCAUUCGUAAAACUAAAGGAGGCUCAUGGGUUAAUGGAUCAGUUUAUGACGGAGAUGUGAGAACAAGGUAGAACAAAUAUUUGACACCUUGGGGCAUUUAUUAAGAGGGAAGAAGGUUGAAUCGUCAGAAUAUAAUGGCUGGAAUAAUUCUGUCUUGUUUCUCCCUAUGGCAUGCAUGCAUGGUAAAAGAAAAGGCAUUAGGGGGCUACAGUGGGGUAAAGGGUAGAGCGAGGCUGAUCCAGUGAUGCCCAUUACAUUAGGUCCCAUUGGAUAUAAAAGGGGCAGUACAGGUAGCAUAAUGGCAAACUCUACCGGUUUUCUACAUUGCAGGGAGUUACAGUACAUUGUGAGGUGCAAGUUUAUAAUUUGUGUUGAUUCUAAAUUCAAUAAACCUUUAACAUACACAUGAA